Rhizophagus irregularis DAOM 181602=DAOM 197198 is the source of this 351-nucleotide messenger RNA. RefSeq lists its product as uncharacterized. The record is from RefSeq and is a predicted model, not a curated record. NCBI's taxonomy places the organism in Eukaryota, Fungi, Glomeromycota, Glomeromycetes, Glomerales, Glomeraceae.
AUGCCUAAUAAAAACGAAGAUAAUUCAUUUGAAAGGACAUUUACAAAAAGAAAAUCAUUUGCAACGAUGGAAGAAGCUACUGAUAUCUUAGAAAUCGGUACACUUUAUUUACAAAAAUUAAAUGCUCAAUGUCAAGAAUCUAAAUUAGAAAUUAGCAAAUUAAAAUAUGAAUGUGAAUGUAGAGAAAAAGAGAAUGAAAUUUUGGAUAAAGAACGUGAAAAAGAAGAAUCAUAUACUUUACAACAUAUUUCCAAAUCAAAAGAUCAAGCAUUACAAGAAUCUGUUAAAACGUAUAAGGAUGCUUUGUUAAUUCUACAUAAAAUAUUCGACGUUGUUGAUGAUGAUAAAUGA